AGGAACUCUUUCCAGUGUCAGUUUUUAGCACAAGCGAUUCACCAAACUUCAAGUUGAUAGAAACAGAGAAUAAAACAAAAAUAACCCCCUGAAAGGUAAACGUGUCAGAAAGAGAUUAGUUAUGAGACGAGUUUUUGACAAAGGAAAUUAAGAGUUUUUGACAAUGAACAAAUCAACACAAUUAAGAAUUCAUAGGGUGAAAACAAACAGGGCAACAAGGAUGAUGUGUAAUUACAUCACAGCCAGUGACCACACUGUUGGCAGCGACACUUCACCUAAACUUUGCACGGCCUUUUUAGGUUUCCAAACGAUAACAGAACCCACAACUGACGUAAUGCAGGAUAGGUUGUCAGCACAAAUCCAGUUAGUUUGGUCAGAAAGUAGUCUUCUCCUGUGCUUUGUCUAAAAAGUCAUGGUUCAAGUGCAAUUCCAAAUUACACAUUAACUAUUUUAUUGCAAACGUUUUAGUUUAAAGUGCUGGUUUCUCACACCGGCUGAUUUCAAAGCAGUCGUCCUCUCUGUUUGUCAUGACUUUAGAUCUGGGUGAGUUCACACGUUCAGUCUAGUCACUUGAAUUCAGUUUAUGAUCUCCCAUGAUUGUUGUUAGUUGUUGAAGUAAAAACUUUUUUUUUUGUGUAACUGUGUACUCAUUAUUGCUUGUUCGUCUCUUGCAAUUUAGAUAAAUGAUAUAACAUUAAGCUCAAGGUGGUUGAAUCUCAAGCGGUAGGGAGGCGGAAGCAAGCCAUGGGAGCUCCGUGCCCACUGAUCCCACGGGACUCACUGAAGACACCGGAACUCACCCAGAUAGCAAAAUGAUGCAGAUCAAUCUGACGGGUUUCCUGAAUGGGAGGAAUGCCCGGGAGUUCAUGAAGGAUCUGUGGCCCCUGCUGCUCAGUGCCCAGGAAAACAUCGCCGGCAUCCCGUCUGCUUUUCUGGAACAGAAGAAAGAAGAAAUUAAACAGAGACAGAUUGAACAGGAGAAGUUAGCGUCUCUGAAGAAGGUGGACGACGACAAGAAGGAGAAAGAAGCCAGGGAGAGAGCUCAAUCCAAAAGCCCACGCAGGCGAAAGACCAGGUCGCCAUCACCUCGACGGCGUUCGCCAGUAAAGCGUGAAAAGAAGCGUAGCCCCUCACGCUCACCGAGACGUAAAUCCAGCCCGCUCGUCAGCAGCUCCCCUCCCCCGCCUCUGAUGCAGCUGCCCGCCAAACAUUCAGAGCAGCUCGCAGAACCGGACAUGUCAGGCAGGCCCGUGCCCGAACCCGUGGUCCAAGAAGCUUCUUCCGCCUGUGACACAGUUGUUGAAGUCGUCAAAGCCGACUCGGUCACACAGGUCAAAGAACCCACCCCUGAGAAGGUGAACAAGAAAGAGGAGCGGCCCAGGUCACGGGAACGAGAGAAGGAAACCAGAAGGGAAAAACCACACCAUCGAUCCCGUUCUCAUUCUCGGUCUCGCAGACGUCGCUCACGUUCUAGGUCUCACUCUCCUCGUAGGAGACCAAGUCCCAGGAGGCGAAUGUCCCCUCGCAGAAGGAGUCCACCUCGACGAGGUCCCCCCGCCUCCAGGCACCGUCACAGACGUUCUCCAAUUCGCAGGAGGCGCUCUCGUUCUGCCUCAUCCUCUGGUAGCAGCAUUUCGGGCUCUCGCUCACCGAAAAAAGUUUUGAAACGAGUAUCGACCACACCUCCCCGGAAACAAAUGCCUUAUCGAGACGCUUCCACCAGCCCAGCCGGUAAGGACAGACGGUCCCCAUCUCCCAGGGCAAGAAAAGGACGGAGUUCAGUUUCUCCACCGAGAUCAUCAGGUUUAAAGGCCAAGCCUGGAAGAAGAGCCGACUCUCCUGUGAAGCCCAGACACUCAGAGGAGUCUGAGUCAGAGGAGGAUAAAAAUGACAAAGGGGCAACAGCAGAUUCAGUGCAGCAGCGACGUCAGUAUCGCAGGCAGAAUCAACAAUCGUCCUCAGAUACUGGGUCUUCAUCUUCAGAGGAUGAAGCUCCCAAGAGGCCAGCACCUGGGGCUGCGGCCAGAAACGGUGAAGUCAGGAGAAGACGAAGUCGUACACCCUCCCCUAGGAGGCGACAUAGAGAUCCCUCUCCAAGGAAAAGACGUUCUCCGUCUCCAGGGCGCAGGCGUCGCACCCCUUCUCCCCCACGGCGGCGAAGAUCUCCCUCUCCUCCACGCCGCAGGUCUCCAUCUCCACCUCCUCGUCGUCGUUCACCUUCACCACGACGGUACUCUCCCCCUAUCCAGCGUCGCUACAGCCCUUCACCUUUGCCUCCGCAGAAAAGAAAAAUGUCCAACUCUCCCGCGAGGCGUCCUUCUCCAGGAGCAAAGCGGCGUCCGUCCAGGUCGCCUAAGCGCAGAAGUCCUCCUUUACAUCGCAGACGCUCACCUCCGCGGUCGUCAUCGCCACCCAGACACAGAAGGAGUCCAAUGCACUCUGGCUGGCAAGGCAGGGAUACACGGUCACCCCCUCGCAUGUCUCCGUCCCCUGUAGGCCGGGGCCGAGCUGCUAGGGUUUCCACCAGUCCACAGGGUCGCUUUGAGAAAUCCGUGUCUCCUAACCAUCGCAAGCCACAGUCACCCAUGCAUAGUAACAACAAACCAAUUCGUAGGGUUUCCCGCACUCCAGAGCCACGCAACCAGAGAGCUUCAGUGAGUCCUCAGCCUAUGAGAAAAGUAUCUUCCAGAUCUAGAUCUGCGUCUCCUCAACCAGCAGCUCAAAAACGCCCACUUCCGGCUUCAGCUUCCCGCUCACCGUCUCGCUCCACCAGCAGGUCACCACCUCCAGCCAAAAAGCCCAGCAGUGCUUCCCUCAGUCGCUCUCCAAGCAAGACUUCUGACAUUGAUGGCAGUGGAAAGAAAAAGAAGAAGAAGAAGGAAAAGAAACAUAAGAAGGAGAAGAAACACAAGAAACACAAGAAGCAUAAGAGGGAGAAGAUCGGUGGAACUGGCACCACCGCCGCUGCCGCUGCAGCCGGUGGUGGUGGUGGUGGCACUGGUACUGGAGAUGAACAAGAAAACCAGGCCACGGAGCAGGACGGAGAUUCUAGAAAGGAGUCUGACAGUGAAGUAGACGACAGCCUGGACGACCUGGAGAAGCACCUGAGGGAAAAGGCCCUGCGUUCCAUGAGGAAAGCCCAGUUGUCUCCGUCACAGAUGUCGUAGAACCACCAGGCUCCUCCGACUUUUUUGAAAUUUGAUGUUGCUUAUCUACCCAGAUCCACUUGUUUAGAAUGUAAAAGUUUUUGUUCCCUGUUUUUUUUUUUUUUUUGUUUGUUUUGUUUUUCUUCUCACUGGUUUGGUACAUUUUGAAGAGUUUGUUGCAUUCAGAGUUUGGCGUGUCAGUUGAAAACCCCAAUAGGAAGUCUGUGUUCAUUUAAAACUGUCAAGCAGGGGGAGAUAAUUUAAAGCUCAGCGGUUGGAGUCAAACCGGUUUGAGACUGGUUUCGGAUAUUUUUCCACAGCCUACAUUAGACUUGCAUGUUUAGCAGUUGUCUCUGAUGUGCAUGAACCACUGACUUUAUGGAGUUUAGAGAACAAAAUACAGUACAAUACUGCUAACUGCUGCCUGUGCGUACUGGCAGCAGCGGCACAGCCCUGUGCCCUUUAAUGAAUCUGAUUGUCUUUUUCCCAACAUUCAAGUUAAAUAGAGGUGUUUGGCAUUGUCUAACCUGCUGUUUUUUUUCUUCUUCUUCCUUUUUUUAGUUGGAAACCAGUCUAAAGUGAUGUGGACAAUGCUUUAAUUUUUCAAAAAUCAAUAUGUAAUUUUAUGUUGAUACUCAUACGCUGAGCUUAUCUUUGUUUGACUCCUGCAUCCUUUUCUUAGUUACCUUGAUUCUUACCAUGUGUUCAUUCUGUCAGAAUUAAAACCUUUUUAUAGGACGUGUAA
Molecule: messenger RNA, 3891 nt
Organism: Cynoglossus semilaevis (tongue sole)
Lineage: Eukaryota; Metazoa; Chordata; Actinopteri; Pleuronectiformes; Cynoglossidae
Gene: srrm1
Product: serine/arginine repetitive matrix 1
Exons: 15
Coding region: 813-3167 (784 amino acids)
Biological process (GO): regulation of mRNA splicing, via spliceosome
Cellular component (GO): spliceosomal complex
Molecular function (GO): RNA binding
Source: RefSeq, a predicted model, not a curated record